Messenger RNA from Tauraco erythrolophus (red-crested turaco), 926 nucleotides. The record is from RefSeq and is a predicted model, not a curated record. NCBI's taxonomy places the organism in Eukaryota, Metazoa, Chordata, Aves, Musophagiformes, Musophagidae.
CUGGAGAGAAGACUCUUCAGGGAGAGAAACCAAGAGCCCAGAACAUGCUUCUCUCCUUCUAAACAGCACUCUGAACAGAGUCACCCAGGGCUCUGUUUGUUUCCCCGGGCUCCGUCAUGUCGUGCUUCACGCAGCUGUGGCACUCGAACACGCCAGACUCUCCCACCAGCCCUGUCCCUGCAUCUCCACGUGAAAUACCCAUCCCUAUCAGUCCCAUCGUUGUCACUUCCCCAGGAGAUGGCAAGAGGAAGGCGAGGUCCCCAACCGACAAGCCAGGCUCUCCAAACCCAACAUCUCCAAAGCCAGCCUCCCCCGUUGAGUGUUCCAUUUGCUUCAACACCUACGACAACACCUUCAAGACACCCAAGCUGCUCCAGUGCUCCCACGUUUUCUGCCUGGAGUGCGUGGCCCGCCUGAGCACAGGGCUGCCCCCAAACCAACCAGAGGACCAGCUCCCCUGCCCCUUCUGCAGACAGCUGACCAGCAUCCCUGUGGAAGGUGCCCCAGCACUGGAGACCAGCAAGGACCUCCUUGCCACACUGCCUCCUGAACUCCAGCAGGAGAAGGUGCUCUGGAUGGAUGGGACCAAGCUCUGCUGCCGGCAGUCAUCUGACGACCCUGAGAAUCCAGACUCGUGUAUCUCCAUCGACGUCGCCAUGAGCAAGCCCGAAAGCCCGGAGGCCCCCCCGGCAGGGUUAGCCGGGAGGCUGUCCCGCUGCGACAUGUGUGACGACUGGAAACGUAUAGUCCUCCUCUCCGCGCUGAUCAUCAUCCUGUUCUGCAUCAUUCUGUGGCCGGUCCAGUGUGCCCUGAAGACGGGGAACCUGCGCUGCUUCACGAGGACUGUGGCGAUGAGCCGGCCAGAGUACCUUCCCCCUAAGCACACCACGGCGGCAGCCCCGGUGACACAGCUCCCGUUCCAGUAG